CACCAUUGCAUCGUGCCAGUUUCAUGCAAUGUCAAAUUCAAGUAUGGUUUGCAAUGUUUGCAUCACGCUUUCGACUCCUGCAAAGUUCUUCUUGGUCGUUACCAUGCAAAAAUCCAGUACUUGGGUGGCUUGCUUGUCAGUUCGAUUUGUGGAGCGUGUGCAGCACAAAUUAGCAAUCACGCUUGCAUUUUUGCAAACUCAGCAGUCAAAAUGUCAAGGAAAGCUGGAUUGACGCUGCUCUCCUCUCCAAAUCUCCAAGUGAUACGAAAUUCACUCCAAACUGGAGCAAAUCUCAAACCAGUCCUAAUAAUCAGAAGCUUAACAUCCACAACGCACCUGUCACCUCGGGUGUCAUUUAUGUCGAAUGGUGACACCACAGGGCUUCUCUCAAACCGACCUUCACUCACAAAAUAUCGCAGCGAAGGACGACCCCUCACAAUACUCCUCCCAUGGCUCAUGGCCAACAGGAAAGCGGUGGAAAAGUAUGCAAAGGUCUACUUGGACAAAGGAUUCGACGUACUAACAAUCGGCAUGAGUGCGGCACACCUCCUUCUCCCCUCGCUGUACGAACCCAUCACAACGAAAGAAAUCCUGCCAACUUUAUUGAGCUCGGAUCACGAUGAAAAAAUUAUCCACUCCUUUUCCGUGGGCGGAUUCGUUUUUACCCGAAUUCAAAAACAUGCCGAGUUAUCUCCUCAUGGGGAGAAGUUUCUGGGGACGAUCAAAUCCCAAAUUUAUGACAGUAUGGCUGAUAUUACAUCGCUAAAGCUAGGAAGUAGUAAAUCCAUCUUUGUAAGAAGCCCACUGCUUCAAAAGGCAUUUUCCAACUAUGUCGAUCUACAUUUGAAAGUUUUCUCCGACUCGACGAAGACUUAUCUAGAGUCGAAAAAUAUUUUCUACAAUAAACCCGUCACGCAUGCACCGGCUCUAUUUUUGUCGUCUGAACUUGACCCAAUCAGCCCUCCAAGUAUGCACAGAGGGAUGAUCGACUGCUGGAGGGGGCAGGGGAUAACUUGUGAUCAUAAAGUUUGGAACGAUACGCCACACGUAGGGCAUAUGAAAGUAUAUCCCGAAGAGUACAAAGAGUUGGUGUGGAACCACUUGAAACGCAGUGGGAUUAACGUUGCGGAAAAGGAUGUAAUUCGUAGAAGGGAAGAAACUGUGAUAAACGGCGGUGACAAUUUUACCAAGGGGGAUAAUAAUCGAGUACCAAAUAUUGUACAGUACAAAACAUUGUAAAAUUGGAUGGAAUAUACAUAAUAAUGUUGAUAUUGAGCAACAAAUUUAUUUGUGAUUAAGCUUGAAAAAGCUCCGACACAAUGACCUGGGAUGACUAAACUACACUAAAUAUUUAAUAAGCAUUUCAAUAAAAUAGUUUCAUAAAUGAGACAAACAUUUUAUCGAA
Messenger RNA from Folsomia candida, 1405 nucleotides. RefSeq lists its product as uncharacterized. The record is from RefSeq and is a predicted model, not a curated record. Lineage: Eukaryota; Metazoa; Arthropoda; Collembola; Entomobryomorpha; Isotomidae. The transcript has 3 exons. Gene Ontology annotation, molecular function: serine hydrolase activity. The coding region runs from base 211 to 1239 and encodes 342 amino acids.